Micropterus salmoides (largemouth bass) is the source of this 2119-nucleotide messenger RNA. Its product is annotated as actin filament-associated protein 1-like 2. Gene Ontology annotation, molecular function: SH3 domain binding; SH2 domain binding. Gene Ontology annotation, cellular component: cytosol. The transcript is spliced from 16 exons. The record is from RefSeq and is a predicted model, not a curated record. Bases 137 to 1930 code for a protein of 597 amino acids. Gene Ontology annotation, biological process: regulation of mitotic cell cycle; positive regulation of interleukin-8 production; inflammatory response. Lineage: Eukaryota; Metazoa; Chordata; Actinopteri; Centrarchiformes; Centrarchidae.
GGACUCGAACGUCAGAGCUGAAACUUCUUCACACAGAGCAGAUGGAGAAAGUUCACUGAGCAGGAAAAACUUCUCUGUUUGAUGUUUUGGACUCUUCAGCAGAGAUAUGAGACUGAAGGUCAGCAGCUACUGAGACAUGGACAAACAGAAAGUGCUGGCCAAGCUGAUCUGGGACCUGCAGUCCUUCCUGUCUGUUCUGGACUCGGAGAACCUGAGUUACAUCGCUCAGUCUCAGAAGAAAUCCAUCUCAGAGCUGCUGUCCAAACUGCAAACAAAUGACACUCCUGUGGAAGAUGCCGAGUACAUGAUCAUGAGCUGUCCAGCAUCGUCUCCUACCAAAGAGCUGACAGACACACCUGGGACAGGUGACCGUCGGUCCUCUGAGCUGGUCUUAAAGCGGGACUCAUCUGUGUGGCUGAGAAAUGGGGGCCCAGUGGUGCCGCCCCUCCCUCCAGGUGGACUUGACGAUGAUGAAGAUACCUACGAGGAGGCAGAACCUUACGUAGCUGACACAACCACAUCUGGAAAGGCAGAGUCAGACAGCAGCCACUACGAGUCGUACGGGGAGGAAGAUGAUGAUGAGGAGCCCGUGAAGGACAAAGCUCACUACAUCCAAUGGAGCGCCUCCCAGCCCUGCCUAAGACCCGCCCCCGAGUCCCGCCUCUGUGGCUACCUGUGGAGGAGGAAGUGGCUCGGACAGUGGACCAAACAGCUGUUCUUCAUCAGGAACAACAUGCUCCUGUGUUAUAAGUGCGCUCAGGACCUGCUGCCUCAGCUGGAGAUGAACCUGCGCGGCUGUCAGCUCGUCUACAAGUCGAAGAGCAACAGGAAGAUCCAGCACCAGCUCAGACUGGUUCCGGUGGGCUCGGAGACACUGGUGCUGGGCUACGGCAGCUUCCAGCAGGCCGACGAGUGGAGGAGGGUGAUAGAGGAGGUGAGUGCUGGAGGUGAGGUUGAGACUCGGAGUUCGUUGUCUCUGAUCAGAUCAGACCAGCUGCUGUCCUGCAGGUCCAGUACAGUCCAGACUGACUCUGAGGAGGAGAAACCUUCAGCUCGCUGCAGCCUCAACAGAGACAAAGGUGUCCUGAGCGUGCUGAUGAACUGUCAGUGGCAGAGUUUAGUAUGUCAGGUGGAGGCCGGCGUUCUCAACAUGUUUGGAGAGGAGGAAGAGGAGGAGGAGGUGAAGAGGGACCGGUCGCCUCAGUACACCGUCCAGCUCAGAGGGUGUGAGGUCAGAGCCGGGCCCGACACCAACCACUCCUACAGGAUCACACUGAGCAUGCUCGGUGACCAGGUGGCUGUGCUGGAGGUCAGUAGCUCAGAUGAAAAGGAGCGAUGGUUAAAGCUGCUGCAGGACGGCGCUGCUAAUCACAGUAACCAUGAAAACAGCACACAGCAGCACACAGGUGGAGCUCUCAGCGGGCUGCAGACUCGAAGGUUUCCCACCUCCAACACCUACAUGGACGACCCCUUCCAUCUGAGUGGAACAGGCAGAGAGCAGCCUAUCUACUCCAACAGCUCCAUACUGGAGCACAUGCUCCACACUUCUCAGGAUUCAGUUCGCUGCAGCUCGGUGUCGUCCAGAGACUCAGUGACCUACAGCAACGCCAUCUUCACCACCCACAACAGGAAGUUGGUGGAAGCGGAGCGAGGCGUUCAGAAGCUGGAGCUGACCGGGAAGAGGCCGGUGCAGCUGAGGGCGGGGUCAGAGAUCAACCUGUCGUCUGCUGGGAAGCAAAACAAGCGCACCUCUUUUAGACAGUCGCUGGCCGUCUGCACUGAGCGCGCUCAGGCGGGUUUCCUGAACCCUCUGCUGCGACGGACGGCCUCAGCAAAAAACUCUCUGAGACGAGCUCCGUCAGCGCUGUUCAUCGAACAUGGAAAGGUUUUCCAGAGGAGGAAGGAAUGGGAAACCAAAGCUGCUGCUUGACCCCGACCGUCCAAUCAUCACACCCCUCCUACAAACAACAGCUGAAGAACCUUCUGAGAACCGAUGUGGAUUUAAUUGAAAAUGACUAAACUAAAUGUCAGCUCUGGCCUCUCUGACUGCUCAAGACAUAAACUCUGAUAUCUAACAUAUCAGUGAACCAGCCUUCACCCACCGCAUGAGGCUUUUCCA